Helobdella robusta is the source of this 1464-nucleotide messenger RNA. RefSeq lists its product as hypothetical. The coding region runs from base 1 to 1464 and encodes 487 amino acids. The transcript is spliced from 5 exons. The record is from RefSeq and is a predicted model, not a curated record. Gene Ontology annotation, biological process: transmission of nerve impulse; neurotransmitter receptor transport, postsynaptic endosome to lysosome; regulation of AMPA receptor activity. Gene Ontology annotation, molecular function: voltage-gated calcium channel activity; channel regulator activity. Gene Ontology annotation, cellular component: postsynaptic density membrane; AMPA glutamate receptor complex. Lineage: Eukaryota; Metazoa; Annelida; Clitellata; Rhynchobdellida; Glossiphoniidae.
AUGUCACGAAAUGAAACAUCUGAAAAUUAUAAUGCUAUUAAAAUUUGCAGGGUUUCCUUCUGUUUGCUGCGAAAUAAUAGUCUGGUCCUUUUCAUCGGCAUCAUCAUCUAUAUAGCGGCCAUCACGGACGAGGCAGCCAACAGAUCGAAGACGGAACUGAACGAGGAGUUUCCCAUCUUCGUCUUCCACUACGGACCUCCCCUCAAACUCCUCAUCACCACCUUCUUUAGUGCCGAAAUCGCUGGCGUCAUGUCCGUCCAGUUUUACUUCACACUUCGCAGGAAAGCUUCACGAACCGGUAAUGUCAGUGAAAAAGUUUCAAAGCGUCUGUGCAACCACGUUGAAGUUCUUCCCAACCUCAUCCACAACAUCAAUAAAAAUAACACCAACCAUGUUUGUAGUAGAAGCAUUGAAAACUUUUUUGGCGCAAACAGAAUUCUUACCGUGCCGGCAAAUAUUGAUAGAAAAUUUGACACACGUGAACAUCUAAUUGAUCAGGAACGAGUGGUGAGUGCAAGAGGAGAAAAUCUAAAACUGGAUCCAUCUUCCAACGACCUUCAUGUAGAUGAAAACAUCAACAAAGCCAUCAACAUCAUCAACAACAUUAGUAGCAUUAACAACAUUAGCCACAACAUUCACAAUAACGCUAACACGAAAUUCAACAACAACAUUAACAACAAAUUCAGCAGAUACAACAUUAACAACAAUGUUGACAACGCCGAUAGCAACAACAUUUGUGGCGCAGCUGAAAGCUAUGAUAUUAACCAUGGCGGCAACAUCUACAAGAACUUACAAAAACAAGUCAACUCCAAAUGCAACACACUCCCACAUUUACUAUCGCCAUCAUCGAUAACGCAGAACCUUUCGUCAAUAUCAACUCAUAUGACGUCAUCGUCACGUCACAUUGCACCAUCCUCAUCAUCAGAUCAUCUGGCACCAUCGUCACAUUUCAUGUCGUCAACAUUCUCAACACCAUCAUCAUCAUCUGUUCGAUUUCUUGACGUGCCACCUCAUAAGCAGGAGCAAAAUACAAAAUUUCAAGAACAUCUAUUUAGCCUCUUGCAACAAUGUUGUCAAGAUCAACAACAACAACAAACACAAUUAUUGCACGCCCAACAACAUCAGCAACAAUAUUACAACGAAACAUAUGAAAAAGGGACAACAGUCAAACAAGACAAUCAGUUAAACGUGUCAAACAAUGACAUCACCAGCAUUAAAAAUGACGUCAUCAACAACAGCAACAACAAAAUCCACGUCAACAGCGUACAGCCCUUAAUGGCUUUCAACAGCAAUUUCAUUGCAACCAACAUCAAUAACAUUAACAGUAUGACAUCCACCAAUCGAACUCUCAGCAAAAGUGACACUAACUCCAACAAUUUAGAUACGAAUUUAAGUAAAAAUAACGUCAACAGGAUGAAAAGUAUUGGGGAUAUUGGGCUUGAAUCCAAGAAGACGUUUGUAUGA